CAACCCACGCCGCCAGGGCCGGGGGCGUGGCCUGCGCUCCCCUCCCCGCCGGCCCGGGGCUCGCGGUCUGCCGGGGGAGCGGGCGGCAAGGCUCGUCAGGCUGCAGCUGGUGUCGGGGCCGGCGGGUCCUCCCCGAAGUGGCAUCCAUGGAGCGCCCUGCUGGAGAGGGUCCGGGCCCCAAGGAGCCCCCGGCUCCCUCCGGCGCCCCGGAGCAGCCCCCCGCUGCCCACCCGAAGCCGGGGCCUGGGAGCCCACCUGCCGGCCCGGGCGCGGCGGCUGAGGUUCUGGCCGUGCUGACCGCGUUCGGGCGGCGCCUGCUGGUGCUGGUGCCCGUGUACCUGGCCGGGGCGGCGGGGCUCAGCGUGGGCUUCGUGCUCUUCGGCCUCGCCCUCUACCUGGGCUGGCGCCGGGUGCGCGACGAGAAGGAACGGAGCCUGCGGGCGGCGCGGCAGCUGCUGGACGACGAGGAGCGGCUCACGGCACAAACGCUGUACCUGAGCCACCGGGAGCUGCCGGCCUGGGUCAGCUUUCCAGACGUGGAGAAGGCUGAAUGGCUGAACAAGAUCGUGGCUCAAGUCUGGCCCUUCCUGGGCCAGUACAUGGAGAAGCUUCUGGCUGGAACUGUCGCCCCAGCUGUCCGGGGCUCGAACCCCCACCUGCAGACGUUCACCUUUACCCGAGUGGAGCUGGGUGAAAAGCCAUUGCGCAUCAUUGGGGUCAAAGUCCACCCUAGUCAGAGAAAGGACCAGAUCCUGCUGGACUUGAACAUCAGCUACGUAGGUGAUGUGCAAAUUGAUGUGGAGGUGAAGAAAUACUUCUGCAAGGCAGGAGUCAAGGGCAUGCAGUUGCAUGGCGUCUUGCGGGUCAUUCUUGAGCCACUCCUGGGAGACAUUCCUAUCGUGGGCGCUGUGUCAAUGUUCUUCAUCCGCCGCCCGACCCUGGACAUCAACUGGACAGGCAUGACCAACCUGCUGGACAUCCCAGGCCUCAGCUCGCUGUCCGACACCAUGAUCAUGGACUCCAUUGCCGCCUUCCUAGUGCUGCCCAACCGACUGUUGGUGCCCCUCGUGCCUGACCUGCAGGACGUGGCCCAGCUGCGCUCCCCUCUGCCCAGGGGCAUUAUUCGGGUUCACCUGCUGGCUGCCCGAGGGCUAAGUUCCAAGGACAAGUAUGUGAAGGGCCUGAUUGAGGGCAAGUCAGACCCCUAUGCAAUCGUGCGUGUGGGUACCCAGGCAUUCUGCAGCCGCGUCAUCGACGAGGACCUCAACCCCCGCUGGGGGGAGACAUACGAGGUAAUGGUGCAUGAGGUCCCUGGGCAGGAGAUCGAGGUGGAGGUGUUUGACAAGGACCCCGACAAAGAUGAUUUCCUGGGCAGGAUGAAGCUGGAUGUGGGGAAGGUGUUACAGGCUGGAGUGCUGGAUGAAUGGUUCCCUCUGCAAGGAGGGCAAGGCCAAGUUCACUUGAGGCUAGAAUGGCUGUCGCUUUUGCCAGAUGCAGAUAAGCUGGAGCAGGUUCUGCAGUGGAAUCGGGGCGUCUCCUCUCGGCCAGAACCCCCAUCAGCUGCCAUCCUCGUCGUCUAUCUGGACCGCGCCCAGGAGCUUCCUCUCAAGAAGGGGAACAAGGAGCCCAACCCUGUGGUGCAGCUGUCCAUCCAGGAUGUGACCCAGGAGAGCAAGGCUGUGUACAACACCAGCUGCCCUGUGUGGGAGGAGGCCUUCCGGUUCUUCCUGCAGGACCCUCGGAGCCAGGAGCUCGAUGUGCAGGUCAAGGACGACUCCAGGGCCCUGACGUUAGGGGCCCUGACCCUGCCCCUGGCUCGCCUGCUGACCGCCCCUGAACUCACACUGGACCAGUGGUUCCAGCUCAGCAGCUCUGGUUCCAACUCCAGACUCUACAUGAAGCUGGCCAUGAGGAUCUUAUACCUGGAUUCAGCAGAAAUCUGUUUCCCCGCUGGGCCAGGCACUCCUGGUACUUGGGACCCUGACAGUGAGAGCCCACAGACGGGCAGCAGCGUGGACGCCCCACCUCGGCCCUACCACACCACUCCUGACAGCAACUUUGGGAUGGAAAAUGUACUUCGGAUCCAUGUGUUAGAGGCCCAGGACCUGAUUGCCAAAGACCGUUUCCUGGGGGGCUUGGUGAAGGGAAAAUCUGAUCCCUACAUCAAACUGAGGCUGGCGGGCCGAACCUUCCGGAGCCGUGUUGUCCGUGAAGACCUCAAUCCCCGCUGGAACGAAAUUUUUGAGGUGAUUGUCACAUCGAUUCCAGGCCAAGAGCUAGAGGUCGAGGUCUUCGACAAGGACUUGGACAAGGAUGACUUUCUGGGCCGGUGUAAAGUGAGCCUUACCGCGGUCCUCAACAGUGGCUUCCUGGAUGAGUGGCUGACCCUGGAGGAGGUCCCUUCCGGCCGCCUGCACUUGCGCCUGGAGCGUCUGACCCUCCAUUCCACUGCUGCUGAGUUAGAGGAGGUGUUGCAGGUGAACAGCUUGAUCCAGACGCAGAAGAGUGGCGAGCUGGCGGCGGCCCUGCUGUCGGUGUACCUGGAGCGGGCGGAGGACCUACCACUCCGAAAAGGGACAAAGCCUCCCAGCUCUUACGCUAUUCUCACUGUGGGAGACAUUUCUCAUAAGACCAAGACUGUGUCGCAGACUCCAGCCCCGGUCUGGGAUGAGACUGCCUCCUUCCUCAUCAGGAAACCACACACCGAGAGCCUGGAGGUGCAGGUCCGCGGAGAAGGGACUGGUGCGCUGGGCUCGCUCUCUCUGCCCCUCUCGGAGCUCCUCGGGGCUGACCGGCUCUGCGUCGACCGCUGGUUCGUGCUUGCCAAUGGACAGGGGCAGGUGCUGCUGAGAGCACAGCUCGGGAUCCUGGUGUCCCAGCAUUCUGGAGUGGAAGCUCACAGCCACAGCCACAGCUCCUCGUCUCUGAGUGAGGAGCCUGAGCUCUUGGCAGGACCCUCUCUUGUCACCUCCUCAGGCCCAGAGCUGCGGCAGCGCCUGACACAUGGAGACAGCCCCACAGAGGUGCCCAUUGGGCCACUGGGCCAGGUGAAGCUGACGGUGUGGUACCACAGCGAGGAGCGCAAGCUGGUCAGCCUGGUACACAGCUGCCGGGCCCUGCGGCAGAAUAGCCGGGAUCUGCCGGACCCCUAUGUGUCACUGUCACUACUGCCAGACAAGAACCGUGCCACCAAGAGAAAAACAUCCCAGAAGAAGAAGACCCUGAACCCAGAAUUCACUGAGCGGUUUGAGUGGGAAGUACCCCUGGAGGAGGCCUUCAGGCGGAAGCUGGAUGUCUCAGUAAAGUCCACCUCCUCCUUCAUGUCAAGAGAGCGAGAGCUGCUGGGGAAGGUGCAAUUGGAUCUGGCGGAGAUGGACCUUACCCAGGGCGCCGCCCAGUGGUAUGACCUGACAGAUGACAAGAGCAACUCCUAGGGUCACUGCUGAGCAGACCGACCUGUUCCUGCCUUGC
Molecule: messenger RNA, 3471 nt
Organism: Ochotona princeps (American pika)
Lineage: Eukaryota; Metazoa; Chordata; Mammalia; Lagomorpha; Ochotonidae
Gene: ESYT1
Product: extended synaptotagmin 1
Exons: 31
Coding region: 147-3434 (1095 amino acids)
Biological process (GO): lipid transport
Molecular function (GO): lipid binding
Source: RefSeq, a predicted model, not a curated record